AUGGCCGAGAAAAUUAGGGAAUUGACUAAUGGAGGUGUGCACUAUAGCUUUGAGUGUGCUGGAAAUUUGGAUGUACUUCGGGAGGCCUUUUUAUCCACCCAUGAUGGUUGGGGAUUGACAGUAGUUUCAGGGAUUCACCCAACACCGAGGAUGCUUCCUCUGCAUCCAAUGGAGUUGUUCGAUGGCAGAAGAAUCGUAGGAUCUGUAUUUGGAGACUUCAAAGGGAAGUCCCAAUUGCCACAAUUUGCCAACCAAUGCAUGAAUGGGGUAAAGUACCUCUACACCCUCUGUGACUUUGAUCCCGAGAAGGCCGACAAAUUGAAGCAAUAUCUUCCUCCAGAUUUAUAUAUUGUGCGGGGUGAUUCAAAUAUUAAAUCCAUUGCAUUUUCCGGUUUGAGUGUGCAAGACUUGUGA
This is a messenger RNA of Fraxinus pennsylvanica, 414 nucleotides long. The record is from the annotation of a GenBank genome assembly. NCBI's taxonomy places the organism in Eukaryota, Viridiplantae, Streptophyta, Magnoliopsida, Lamiales, Oleaceae.